This is a messenger RNA of Cladophialophora psammophila CBS 110553, 489 nucleotides long. RefSeq lists its product as uncharacterized. Lineage: Eukaryota; Fungi; Ascomycota; Eurotiomycetes; Chaetothyriales; Herpotrichiellaceae. Bases 1 to 489 code for a protein of 162 amino acids. The record is from RefSeq and is a predicted model, not a curated record. The transcript has a single exon.
AUGGGAUCGCAAGACAACUACACCUUUGCCAACCAGACCUCCAUCCCGUCCCCGCUGGACAAGCAGCUGCCAGCCUUCUUCCGGUCGUGGGACGAUCCGCACUCCAACAACGACUAUCUCAAUCUCUUCGCGCCGGACGGGCAGCUGGUGUUUGGCUCGACGACGACGGGCCGCGACGCCAUCCGUGCCUUUCGCGACGCCAUGAUCCACCCGACCAACGGGCCUGUCGUGGACCUCGAGCACACGCUGGGCAAGUGCUUCGUGCUGGCGGGCGGCGCCGACACGGGCAAGCAGGAGGUGAUUGUGAACGGGUCGCUGUGGUACAAGCUGCGCAACGGGCGCAGGAUCGACGUCGACUUUGCCAGCAUGAUCAAGUUUGCGGAUCCGGGCGACGGCAAGGACCUGCAGGCCGAAUUCUACGAAGUCUACUUGGACGCGCACGAGUUGAUGACCGCCAUCAACGAGAUGAAUAACGAGGAAGGGAAGUGA